This is a messenger RNA of Drosophila innubila, 1268 nucleotides long. It is a transcript of the gene Ostgamma, whose product is annotated as tumor suppressor candidate 3. Gene Ontology annotation, cellular component: oligosaccharyltransferase complex. The record is from RefSeq and is a predicted model, not a curated record. The coding region runs from base 121 to 1113 and encodes 330 amino acids. Lineage: Eukaryota; Metazoa; Arthropoda; Insecta; Diptera; Drosophilidae. The transcript has 4 exons.
GGGUGCCAUUCACAAUCAGCUGCAUGCUACGCCGCCACAAAAAAAAAAAAGAAUUGUGUUGUGUUAAACUCUGUGAUUUGGACUUUAAAUAAUAGUAAUUGUUAAAUAAAUCACUGCAAAAUGAAGGUGCUGCGCAACACGCUGCUGUGCGCGUUUGUUGUGCUAGCCGGCUGCUUGAUCUUUGUCGCCGCACAAGGUAAACAGAAAACGGGUCUCUCUCUAUCGGAAAGAGUUCAAAACCUGGUGGAAAUGAACAUGAAGAAACCGCUUUUACGUUUUAAUGGACAAAAAUUCCGUGAAUAUGUGAAAAACACGCCGCGCAAUUAUUCAAUGAUUGUGAUGCUAACGGCGCUGGCGCCAUCACGCCAAUGCCAGAUAUGUCGACAUGCACAUGACGAAUUCAGCAUUGUGGCCAACUCGUACCGCUUCUCGCCCAUCUACUCCAACAAGCUCUUCUUCGCCAUGGUCGAUUUCGAUGAGGGCUCUGACGUGUUCCAGAUGCUCCGUCUCAAUACGGCGCCCGUGUUUAUGCAUUUCCCGGCCAAGGGCAAGCCAAAGGGUGCCGAUACAAUGGACAUACAUCGUGUUGGCUUUGCAGCCGAUUCGAUUGCCAAAUUUGUAGCCGAACGCACAGAUAUUACAAUACGCAUCUUCCGACCACCAAAUUACUCGGGAACUGUGGCCAUGAUUACACUGGUCGCUUUGGUGGGCAGCUUUUUGUACAUCCGUCGCAACAAUCUCGAAUUCCUGUACAACAAAAAUCUGUGGGGUGCUAUUGCUUUAUUCUUCUGCUUUGCCAUGAUUUCUGGCCAGAUGUGGAAUCACAUACGUGGUCCGCCACUGGUGCAUAAGACGCAAAACGGUGGCGUUGCCUACAUUCAUGGCUCGUCCCAGGGUCAAUUGGUCGUGGAGACCUACAUUGUCAUGUUCUUAAAUGCGAUGAUUGUGCUGGGAAUGAUACUGCUGAUUGAGUCCGGUACACAGAAGGCGCACAAUAGAAAUCGAAUUAUGGCCAUGGUCGGUUUGGUCUUGUUAACUGUAUUCUUCUCCUUCUUGCUCUCUGUAUUCCGUUCCAAGGCGCAGGGUUAUCCUUAUAGUUUCUUGUUCAAGUAGAAUCGACUGAGGCCACCUUUGAUAUCAUAAUCGAGUGGAUCGUUAUUAACGUUUUAUAGUUCAAAUUAAAAGCAAGAAGCACCAAGUACUAAGCGUGCGUGUGUGUAAAACAAGUUUAAUAAUAAAUGCCACUACUAAAUUAGAAUUGUAGACCU